CUACUGACUUUCACUCUUUCCACGUUUGCAGUCCAAGCCGGAUUCACGACAAACUUUGAUCUCCUGCUUACAUUGAUUAUAAUUUCGGCAGAAAAUGGAAACCUAUAGAACACACAUUGUCAUGUGGACUGUCCUGUGGUUAGUAGAAGUCUUCCUGUGUGCCUCAGCCCAUUUGGAGCCGCUCCAAGCUAUUGUGGGACAAAACGUCCUCCUGCAAUGCCCCUGCAAGAAGAGAAAGGAGAGAAUGGACAUGAAAUGGCAGUUAGAAGACCAUACCACCGUGCUUCACCACAGUGGAAGGCAUAACAUCACAAACAUCGGGGAGGGAUAUGAAAACAGGGUCCGUCUCUUUCAGAAUGAAGAUAAAGACAACUGUUCCCUGCUCCUCUCAGGCAUCACUGUCGCAGACAAUGGGAUGUACAAAUGCUUCUUUCAAACCCAGACUUUGGUCUACAUUCACAUCACUCUGCAUGUGAUUGCCAGCUACAGUGUAUGUAUGUACCAGGUACUAGACCAGGCUUCGAUGGGUUCCGGAUGGGGAGAGAGGUUCGGGGUGUACCAGUGUAAAGCCAACGGGGGAUACCCAAAGGGCCAGAUUCACUGGAAGAUGGGUGGACAUCCUCUGGUGAACACCUCCAGGAGGGAUGAGACCCACCUGGAUAACUCUACAGGACUAUACAGUCUGACCAGCAUCCUGACUAUGGAUCGGAGUCAGGGUGAAAAACUGCAGUGUAUGGUGGAGAACACAGACCAGGCUUCUACACUCAACUCCACCUGCAAGGAAAAGCCUGUAUACAUUAGAGAGAGUCUAUUGGAGAGUCCUGAUAAAGUAGCAGUAGCAGCAGGUGUGUCUGUCAGCGUGGUUGUGAUGCUUGUUGCGGGAGUCCUGCUGGUGAUCUUCUUACUGACUAGAUGUCACCGGCGUGAAACGUCAACGAAGCAGAGAGACACCGAGGAAAGAAGCGUGACCCAGCAGUUGAACAUGUAUGAACACGGAGUGUGUGGAGCAUCUUCUCCCUCUGAUACAACAAUCUCUCCUCAAAUGACGGACGACAAAAUGGAGGGAUGGUGACUUGCGACAAGACAAACUUCAACUUAAAAUAAUGCCUGUGUUCAAAGUAGCAAUGUGGAGCAGCAUUGAACAAUGUAUUGUCAUGUCAUGUCUGAACCAUAUUCUGUGGCCAUUAUGCAACGAGGCAGGAAGUGAAAGAAGUGGAGAACAGCAUGAUGGGAGAAAUGACUGGUCAAUGGACUGAACAUGAGCCGAACUCAGUAAAUGAAGUCCAGAGAAAUCCCAAGAAAUAAAGUAGACCUAAGGCAGCCUGUAUAUUAUUGAGUUGACUAACUACAGGUACAUUCACAUUUCUAAGAAGAGAAGCAGAUGAUACAGGACUACUAUAGUUAACAGCCAUCAUGGAAACUCUUGUUACAUACAUCUACCGCAUGUUCCUGGUGUUACCCAUUUGAAUCAUGUUGAUAAUUCGCUUUCAUGUACAGCAGUCAUUUCACCAUUUAAAUAUGAAUUUAAUUAUCUGAAUAAUGUGAAGAAUAUGACAUGAUCAAUGUUUUCAUUGCUGCUUAUUAUUAUGAUGUAGCUUGCUGUGAAACAAGCGUGUCAUGGAAUGACUAAAUCAAAAGAUUAGUAACACUUUGGUCCAGGGUCCGUUUUGCUGUAUUAUUAACCAUAUUGGUUAAGCUUACAACACAGGAAGAGCUGAUUGGGAAUCAGGGAAAUAAAAUGACUUUUUAUAGGUCUUGUCCCGAGGGACUAAUACAAGUUUCACAUCUGUGUUCACAUUUAUUUUGUGAGAGAAAAAAACUACAGACAUUAUACAAAUACAUUAUCCGCCCACCUCUUCCCUUUCCACCCACCUCUCCCCUUUCCACCCACCUCUCCCCUUUCCACCCACCUCUCCCCUUUCCACCCACAUCUCCCCUUUCCACCCACCUCUCCCCUUUCCACCCACCUCUCCCCUUUCCACCCACCUCUCCCCUUUCCACCCACAUGACCUGCUUAUUUGAGUACAAAUAUCAAAGUAGUGAUUUUAAACUGUUAAUUGUUGAAGUCCAUAUGUUGAUACUUGGUUGCCUGGGUGUUAGGUACAGUGAAGUUAGUCAUCAUUAAGCAGUAAGAGAUUGGCAAGACAAGGGAUUGGUUUAGAUAAAAUGCUUGAUAAUGAUGAAGACAGAUUGCCAAAAGGAGAACAAUCUGUUUUAAUACUUUUAUACCACUUAUAUUUUAUGCUGUACGUGACAAUACUGGCUGUUUUUCUGUGUGUGAAAGUAUUGUUCAGUUGUUUUUAUGUGUUUGUACUGUUGGAAAGUAGCUGAAAUUCUCUGUCCUCUUCACUCUUGGUGUUUCUUUUUCAAAUAAACUAUGUACUGUGAAUAUGAAAUGAGAUAAACCCUAUAUUAAAUGCCAUAAUAAACCCUAUAUUAAAUGCCAUAAUAAACCCUAUAUUAAAUGCCAUAAUAAACCCUAUAUUAAAUGCCAUAAUAAAACCUAUAUUAAAUGCCAUAAUAAAGCCUAUAUUAAAGCACAGCAUUGAUUGUCACUGCUACACAGAUGAUACACAGCCUCACAUUUCUGUGUCACCAGAGGAUUCUAGCUCCACAGAUACAUUAUUAGACUGUUUUAGUGAGUUAAAUAACUUCCUCCAGCUAAAUCAAGACAAAACCUAGGUACUUAUUGUUGGAGCCAAAGCACAGCGAGAGAAUCUAGCAGCAUAUUUUAAUUCACAGGCAAUAAAGAUAAAACACCAGGUAAAAAACCUAAGUGUUAUUUUUACAUUCUGAAGUCAAUUUCGAAUCGCACAUUAGGAAUGCGACCAAAAUUGCUUUAUACCAGGAACAUUUUGAUUUGUGGAUGUUUCUCUCUCAGGCUGAUACAGAGAGACUCAUCCAUGCUUUUAUUACAUUCAGGUUUGACUACUGUAUUGCUCUCCUGUCUGGUCUACCCAAGAAAGCCAUUGGUCAACUGCAGAACAUACAGAAUGCUGCAGCACGGGUACUGACCAAGAUCAGACGGAGAGCACACAUUUCAUAGGUUUUAAGGUCUCUGUACUGGCUGCCUGUGAGUUCUGUAAUGCACAUUGCAUUGCAGUCCAUGUCUGAAAUGUUCUGUAUAAAAAAGCUUGAUUUGAUUAAAUGUCAAAAUAAACACAAUAUUAAAUGCUA
Oncorhynchus nerka (sockeye salmon) is the source of this 3177-nucleotide messenger RNA. Its product is annotated as ICOS ligand-like. Gene Ontology annotation, molecular function: signaling receptor binding. Gene Ontology annotation, cellular component: external side of plasma membrane. The transcript is spliced from 6 exons. Bases 95 to 1072 code for a protein of 325 amino acids. NCBI's taxonomy places the organism in Eukaryota, Metazoa, Chordata, Actinopteri, Salmoniformes, Salmonidae. The record is from RefSeq and is a predicted model, not a curated record. Gene Ontology annotation, biological process: negative regulation of T cell proliferation; immune response; regulation of cytokine production.